Molecule: messenger RNA, 1004 nt
Organism: Drosophila nasuta
Lineage: Eukaryota; Metazoa; Arthropoda; Insecta; Diptera; Drosophilidae
Gene: GstD11
Product: Glutathione S transferase D11
Exons: 3
Coding region: 170-907 (245 amino acids)
Biological process (GO): glutathione metabolic process
Molecular function (GO): glutathione transferase activity
Source: RefSeq, a predicted model, not a curated record
GGCACUAGGCUGUUCUUUUAAGGCAAACUACACUGUAAUUUUGGUUACAAUUAACUUGAAUAAGUCAUGUAAAAUCGAUGAAUUGAUUUUCUCCAUUUCCACACACGGUGACUGAUUAAUUUCCCCAGCCAAAACCAAGUUCGUAGCCUCUUUAGUUGCACAAUAACUGAUGAACCAAACCGAACGCAUUGUAACCGAGUUUGUCUAUUGCCUUCUUGUUAGCGGGGGCAAGAUGACCGCGCCUGUUCUCUACUAUCUGCCCCCGAGUCCUCCCUGCCGGAGCAUUCUGUUGCUGGCCAAGAUGCUCGGACUGGAGUUCGAGCUGAAGAUUGUCAACAUUCUGGAGGGGGAGCAGCUUAAGCCGGAAUUUGUGGCCAUGAACCCGCAACAUUGUCUGCCCACCAUGAACGACGAGGGUCUCGUGCUCUGGGAAAGUCGCGCUAUUCUCUCGUACUUGGUGGCGGCCUAUGGCAAAAGUGAUGAGCUCUAUCCAACCGACAUUCGAGUUCGCGCCUUGGUUGAUCAGCGACUACAGUUUGAUCUAGGAACUUUAUACCAGCGCCUCACCGAUUACUAUUUCCCAACCAUGUUUAUUGGCGCUCCUCUCGAUGAGGGCAAGCGAGCCCGGCUAACUGAAGCUGUUGGUUGGUUGAAUGUCAUUUUGGAAGGUCGCGAAUUUGCUGCCGCUGAUCACUUUACCAUUGCUGAUCUUACUUUGUUGGUCACAGUGUCACAACUAGAGGCCUUUGGCCUUGAGCUGAAACCCUAUAAACAUGUUCGUGCCUGGCUGGAACGCUGCAAGGAGCACAUGACGCCCUACGACUACGAGGAACUAAACGGCAGCAAGGCCAUUCUGCUGGCCGAUAUGUUCAAGGCCAAAAUGAAUCUCUCGACUCCCAGCACCUGAAGUUGUAUAAUGAAUAUUUGUUUUGAGUUUUCUUUAAUAAAUAGCUAUCGUUGUCAAAAACAUCUCGUUGAUUUUCGUCUUUAUGGAUAUUGUUUUG